AUGCAACGGACAAUAGACAGGCUGCAGCCUGGUAAAACUAAAGGAAAUUUGAUAAACACCGUCAGUGCACAACCGUUUGGGGACUGUGCUUCCAACAGAAGGUUUGGAUUAGUCCAGCAACACAAUUUCAAUGACGAAGGGCGCAAGCAAAAGAAAACUUCACCUGAAAAGUCAGAAAAAAGUGAGAAAGAAGACAAUACACAAGUGAACGAAAUUACAUCACUAAGGUCGUCGGAGGAGGAUGAAAUUUUUGAACGCCCUUUCAAAGCUUGCCAAGAAAAGGCAACGCCGAAUUUGAGUGCUUGGUUUAAGGCGUUUGGAGCUCCUAAAGGCCCUAAAAAGAAAACUGAGGAACCAGAAGAAUCUCAACCGGCACCUACGCCUGUAGUACCUGAACCUAGUACAGUCCUUCCGCCGCCACCGCAACAAGAGAAACCUGUUGUAGUUAAAGCAGUUGAAGUCGAACCAGAUUGUCCUAUAACCUCAGCUGAAAGCCCCGAAUCAAAUAGAACACCCAGAACCAGAAGAACUAGUACCGGAAGUACAGUGUCUGAUCAUAGUAACUUCAGUCAAGAUAUGGAUUCACCUCGGACCGGAAUAGACGAACGCAUGUCUUCCACGUACCCACUGUCGUACCCGUCUCCGAAAAUAACUGCAGCGCCACAAAAACCUUCACCGAAAACCGAGGACGUGCAGAAAAGUAUAAAUGUCGGAUUUUACCAGGACAUGACUAAAAGUAGUCCUGAGAAAAGUUGCAGUCCGCAAGAGCCAAAUAGACCCCAAGGAACCUUGCCGACGUCUGCAUCACAUCUGUACCCAUCGCAAAAUUCACCGAACCCUUUGCAAAGCUUUACAAAUCCGUAUUCUGGUUUAAUGAAUUAUGAUCGUGAGUCUUUGCCUUAUUACGAUUACAAAGCUUCGAGUAUGGUUCCUGAAAAUAAUGCGGACUACGUGUCUUUAAGUCCGAACAAUAGCAGUACCAAGUCUUUUGGUCAACCCAAUUCUCCAUACGGACCACAGAGCGGAGGUCCUUAUAAUAAACACAUGCCGAAUAACCAGCAAGUUAUGUUGGGACCUAAUAGUCCGUUCAGUUAUUCCAGUCAGAGUUCUCCGUAUUCUAAUAGUGAUUUGAGUUCACCUUACGGGACUCCACAACCCAACUCGCCCUAUUCCCAACACUUCGAGUCCAAACCCGAACCAACAGCGCCGGCUCCUAGCUCGUAUCCGAUGAAGAAACGAGGAUUUAACGAUGGGAAGUUGAGUCCCACAAAUAAUACCAAGAUAGGAAUCACCCAGGAGGUAAAGCAGAAAGAAACUCCGGCAAGUGAUGUGGAAAACGUCAGUAAAACAUCUGUUCUGAUGCAAAGUUCGCCGUCAGGUGAAUUGAUCAACAUGGGUUAUUCAAAACCAGACGACAAACCCCCGCAGAGCAUCGAGGACAAGCCAACGAUUUUUAGAGACGACAAACAACAACCGUUUGCUCUCGACAAAGCCAAAAAGAUCGAUUUUGAUGAUAAUCUAAAAAGCAGAACUGGUGAUGAGUUUACCAAAAACUUUAGCAAACCUCUAACCAACAAACCUACAUAUUUAUUCGAUAUGCCGACCAAUAUGGGCUUUCCUCAUUCUAUCAUCCCUUCGACAAAUUAUCCACCGCAGAAUAUACCGGAAAGACCUGCAGAAGUUUUGAAUAUGAAUUAUGCAAACGUUCAGAAUCAGAAGACAUUGCCUAAACAAGAUGACAUGGAAGCGAUAAAUUAUAAACAAAAGCAUUUACAAGCAACAAAUAAAGUUGUAGAGAACUUGCACAAGGUUCAACCCGUAUUUCCUGAAGCAUAUGGUAAAGCUUUGCCUAGACCUGGUUUGGAGAUAAGCGAGCCGACAAGAAAGUCAGCAGUGGUACUGAACAGUGCACCGGACACAAAAUUACAAAUGCCGACAAAUGAUUUUAUGGGUUAUUCCUCAAGAAAUUUAAAUAUUCCUGGCAUAAACUUGAAUAUUCCUCAGUGCAAUACUAACAUACAUUUACUUAACUCGAUUCCAAACAUGGACAACAGGGUGCCACCAAAUGCCCAUAUCGGUUUACCUUUGAAUCAGCCUCCAAUGCAUGCAAGGACUUACGACCUUCACAACACCAAUAACAGCUUAGCCAACCAAAACUACAAGUUCUCCGCAAAUUCACCGAAUAUGCUAGAUCCGUCGUUAAGAAAAUUGACGAAUAUGCCUCAAGGUAUAAGACAUUUCAUGGAAAACUCUUCACCGAAUUACUAUGAAGCAUCAAAAGCUACGCAACAGUUACAACCACAGAACGCGCAUGCGGCAACCAUGUCCACGAUGCAAACAAUGUUGCAGCAUUCUCAAACCAUGUCCAUGGCUUAUAAUAGACAACAAGCGAUGAACAGUCAGUGUUCUGUGAUCAGUGACAAUGCUAAACCAGUUGUACAAACCGAGACCAAGAGAAAAUCGAGUAAAAAGAAGACGGCAGUGUCUGGCGAACCAGGGGAUUUAGUGUCAACACAGCAACAAGGUUUCCAGACUUACGCCAGUGUCAAAACUGGUACAGGCGUUGUAAAGCCUGAUGGUAUGAAACAAACCAAGAAUCCUUUAGGCUCUGCGUUUAAUUUCGGACCAGGCCAGCCGGGUUUGAACCUAACCCCCGGUUUAUACAACACGAAUGAAAGUUAUUUGGAUAACAGUAAUCCUUAUUAUCUACCGCACCGGAGUUCUUCUUCGGACCAAGACAAACCUGUAAAUCCAUCUGUAAGCCAAUUUCAGUACUUGAGCAGCCCUGCUGCACGAACAGGAGACUACCCCUACAUAGGAACCCCUUCAGGAAGCCAUUUGGUGGAUUCGUCGGCCCCAAUUUAUCAGCAGUACCUCCAAAGCCAAGAUCUCCUACGACAACAGACAAAUGCUCAGAUGAUGCUCAACCAGGGUUUGAUAUCGAACCCAGCUGCUGCGUAUGCAUCACCGCGAUACCAUGCGGCCUUGGGCAUGAGACAGACUUAUGAUCCAAUGAAUCCGAGACCACCUUGGUUGUAA
Molecule: messenger RNA, 3039 nt
Organism: Ctenocephalides felis (cat flea)
Lineage: Eukaryota; Metazoa; Arthropoda; Insecta; Siphonaptera; Pulicidae
Product: chromosome alignment-maintaining phosphoprotein 1-like
Exons: 2
Coding region: 1-3039 (1012 amino acids)
Source: RefSeq, a predicted model, not a curated record